This is a messenger RNA of Falco peregrinus (peregrine falcon), 2123 nucleotides long. RefSeq names its product von Hippel-Lindau tumor suppressor (gene VHL). The record is from RefSeq and is a predicted model, not a curated record. The transcript is spliced from 3 exons. Lineage: Eukaryota; Metazoa; Chordata; Aves; Falconiformes; Falconidae. Bases 37 to 555 code for a protein of 172 amino acids.
GGCGCCUGCGCGCCGCCUGCGGGAGCGGGCGGGAGGAUGCCGGGGCCGGGGCCGGGGCCACCGCGGGGCGCGGCGGAUGGCGGCCCGGGGGAUGGCGGCCCGGGGCUGCGCUCCGUCAACACGCGAGAGCUCUCCGAGGUCGUCUUCAACAACCGCAGCCCCCGCUCCGUCCUCCCGAUCUGGGUGGACUUCGAGGGCAGGCCGCGCUCCUACCCGGUCCUGCAGCCGCGCACCGGCCGCCUCAUGCACAGCUACCGGGGUCACCUCUGGCUGUUCCGGGACGCGGGGACGAACGAUGGGCUCCUCGUCAACCAGCAGGAGCUGUUCGUAGCGGCUCCCAACGUGAACAAAGCGGACAUCACGCUGCCAGUGUUCACCCUGAAAGAGAGAUGUCUCCAGGUUGUUCGCAGUCUGGUCAAACCGAUGGACUACAGGAAACUGGACAUUGUUCGGUCAUUAUAUGAAGAGCUGGAAGAUCAUCCUGAUAUCAGGAAGGAUCUUCAGCGGCUUUCUCUGGAGAGAAGUGAAACGUUGAGGAACGGAAUACUGGAAUAACAUUGUUACUCACUCCGGACUCUUUAAAUAGCAAACACAGAGUUUAAGCAGGGAUAGUCACCGUGAAACAUGCCAACAACUGAUCUCUGUAUUGUUAAGUUCCGAAACAUAAACUCAGUUAAAUUGAUGAUGGUAAGUCAGAUCCAAAAGACUAAACAGCAUGUAAAAGCAUGCCAAGUUCCUGAUGGUUCAGCUCUGUUCUUUGUUACAUAUGUUGCAAACCAAUGACUCUAGGGGCCUUGUGCAGAUGAAACUCAGAAGUUCUAGUUGGAAUAUCUUAAGAACACUGCAUAGGGAUGUAAGAUCAGGUCAUCUGUUUGGAGAAUACGUGUACAGAUGAACUUUCAUUGUUUUAGAAAGUAAAUUACACUGAGGAGUAAUUUAAUCCAGGCUCUAAUGAUUGUAAGUGGCAGACCAACACCAGUUUUGCUUGAAUAAUUUGUUUUUGAUGAAACUUCAGUCUCACAUUUAGCCUCGAUUUGCCUGUGAAUCACAAAGCGUGGGCGUGUUUGUGUAUGCAGGCGUUUCCAUCACCAUCUUCUGAGGACCUGACCUGAAAUGUUACGUUGGUGGAAAGAUGACAUACGUAAAAUGCUUGGGGGUUUUUCUGCCUCUUACCUUUUGCAUUUAUCAACCCUAAAUCCAUGUCCUAUCCACUCUGAGGAUGACACAUUUUUACACAGGUCGUACCUUGAUUGCCUUAUUUCUCCUUUAUGACUGGGUUCUUGCCUAGUUUAUCUCAAGGUGACCCAACCAGUCAGCCAUAUAGACUGGAUCCUAGGUUUGGGGCACUUUUCUCCUCCUCAGCCACUUCCCCAGCUUCUUGCACAGGCGUAUCGGCUAGCAUUCGUAGAAGGUAGAUGCUUUGAGUCCUGCCUUUUCCCAUCACAGUGCAGUAGGUUAGGUGGUAGUGGGAGGCCUUUUUGGGCAGCGUGGACCACUUGAGUUGCUAUUGUCUCCUAAGGAGCAGAGAGCAGACUCAUACCAGCUCAUACAGGCCCAUUGCCAGAUCCAUGCUUUAUAAGAGGCUAGAUGGGCAGAGAAAACAUUUCUUUACCUAUAUUCUGAUUGCCCCAUUCUUCAAUUAGAAUCUAUAUUUGUGUGACUGCACACAUGUAAUUCAAAGCAGCGUAGUUUUUAGCAGAUAGGUGAAUGGUCCACCAAGUAACAGGUGUAGUGCUGUUUGAUGUUAGAAGCAGACUGACAGGAGAUUAUAGCAGGUUAUUGCUGUGGCGUAUGUUUCUUUCCAGUUACACAUUCUAAGCAACACAGCUGUGAAACAGAAUAUUGGCAUAUUCUGUAAGUAUGAAAUGUCUCCCAUUUUUGUAGAUUUGUUUUUCCUACUUUUUUGGAUUGUAUGAAUUGAUCUUUGUCAUAAAAAUGUAAAUCAGUGCUAACUUUUUUUAAUCUUAAUUGUCAAAUAACAGUAUACAGCCAGUCAGUGACACUUGUCUAGUACAACAUUUAUCACUGCUAAUGGAUCAGAUUCCUUGGACUCCUGCAUGUUAGCAGACAGAAAAGCAUACUUGCAUAUACAUGACUUGCCAAAACCAAACAUAUGAAAACUA